AUGCUCUCAAAGACUCUUUUCGCCAUUAUGGCUUCGCUUUCCACGGCAUCUGCUGUUCACCAAGGUUUCAAUUAUGGUGCAACAAACGCAGAUGGGUCUUACAGAUCUCAAUCGGAUUUCCAAGAUGCUUUCGAGGUUGCCAAUGCUCUUGUGGGAACUUCUGGUUUCACCAGUGCCAGAUUAUACACCAUGCUCCAAGGUGACACUACCGGUCCAACUUCAGCUAUCCCAGCUGCUAUUGCCUCGGACACAACUCUUCUUCUUGGUUUAUGGGCAUCUGGUGGAGCGGCCGGAGUUACUGCUGAGAUCAACGCUCUCAAGGCAGCCAUCGAACAAUAUGGUACCGCUUUCACAAGCCGUGUUGUUGGUAUUUCUGUUGGAUCCGAAGAUUUAUACAGAAAUUCUCCAACUGGUAUCGCUGCCAAAUCUGGAUAUGGUGCCAACCCUGCCGACCUUGUCGACUACAUCAAACAAGUUAGAGCUGCAAUUGCCGGUACUGCUUUGAGUGGAGCUUCCCUCGGACACGUUGACACCUGGACUGCUUGGGUGAACGGAUCCAAUAACGCCGUUGCAGAGGCUCUUGACUGGGUUGGAAUGGAUGCUUACCCAUACUUCCAAGAUACUGAGGCAAAUGGAAUCAGUGAAGGAAAGUCUCUCUUCAACGCCGCAUUGGCCGCUACACAAUCUGCUACUGGAAAGACCGUUUGGAUUACUGAGACCGGAUGGCCCGUUACUGGUGCAACUGCCGGUGAUGGUGUUGCAAGCGCUGCCAACGCCAAGACCUACUGGGAUGAUGUUGGAUGCCCUAACUUCGGAAAGAUCAACACAUACUGGUACACUCUUCAAGAUCAAAACGCUGCUGGUUCCGUUUCCCCAUCAUUCGGUAUUGUUGGUAGCACCUUGAGCACUACCCCAUUGUUCGAUCUUAGCUGCUCCAACACUACAUCCACCAGCUCCUCAUCUGCAUCUGCAUCUGCUACCAGCGGUCUUGCAUCAUCUCUCGCAUCUGCCGCUACUGGAGGAGCUAUUGCUUCUGCAGGUUCUGGUCUCUCUCCUUCAGGUAUGGGAGCCGGUAUCUCUGCUGUCUCGGGUGCUGCUUCCCCAACUGGCACGGCUUCAUCUGGUUCCCCAGCUGGUGGAUCCUCCAAUGGUACUUACACUGCUUCCACUCUCCGAUCAUCAGCUGGCUCAAGCGCCACUGGUAGCUCCACUUCAGGAUCUGGAUCAUCCGGAUCUUCUGCUGGAUCUUCCUCUGGAUCCUCAUCCUCUUCCCCAGCUGAAUCCACAGGUGGUGCAUCAUCCCUUACCGGAUCUGUUGCUCUUGCCCUUGGAGCCGUCUUCGCCAUUGCAGCUGCUUUGUAG
Molecule: messenger RNA, 1362 nt
Organism: Sclerotinia borealis F-4128
Lineage: Eukaryota; Fungi; Ascomycota; Leotiomycetes; Helotiales; Sclerotiniaceae
Source: the annotation of a GenBank genome assembly